Molecule: messenger RNA, 615 nt
Organism: Pogonomyrmex barbatus (red harvester ant)
Lineage: Eukaryota; Metazoa; Arthropoda; Insecta; Hymenoptera; Formicidae
Product: chymotrypsin inhibitor
Source: RefSeq, a predicted model, not a curated record
CGAGCGUCGAGAGAAAGAGGGAAGUAAGUAUGCCGAAAAAAAAUAUCUAUCUUGAGAGACAACACGUCGCAAUCGAAGGCCGCCCACCAUAUAUAUAAGCUGAGUGAAACGAACAGCUAUCAUCAGUUCACAUUCGAGUUGUUCAAGCGCAAGCAAACACAGCACGAAUUUAGAGAUACAACCAUGGCUCGCGCUGUAGCUUUCUUCCUUCUCAUCGUAGCAGUUGUCACCAUCAGUGCUGCGCCUAAUUGCGGCGAAAACGAAGUAUUCAAUAGUUGUGGUUCAUCGUGUGAAAGUACCUGUCAAAAUCCAAAUCCUCCUGUCUGCACACUGGCAUGUAAUCCCGGAUGUGAAUGCGUGCAGGGAUAUUUGAGAAAUGCGCAGGGCCAUUGUGUGUCUACACUAAAUUGUUAACUAAACAACAAACACGAUUUUUAAAUUUUAUAUGAUAUAAAUCCAUUAAAAGCAAUGUCAUUAAUUAGAAAGUUAAAGUAAUAUGUUCUUAUUGAUCUAAACAAUUAUAUUAUAUAGUUAUUGAUUACUUGUUUUAGUAACUAAAGUAAAACAAUAUAUUGCUUUUCAUAUUUGUAAUAAAAAUAUUAAUAAAUACUAAAA